Messenger RNA from Gavialis gangeticus (Gharial), 3291 nucleotides. RefSeq names its product GID complex subunit 4 homolog (gene GID4). Gene Ontology annotation, biological process: negative regulation of gluconeogenesis; proteasome-mediated ubiquitin-dependent protein catabolic process; protein catabolic process in the vacuole. The annotation marks the transcript as partial. The record is from RefSeq and is a predicted model, not a curated record. Gene Ontology annotation, cellular component: GID complex; extrinsic component of membrane. NCBI's taxonomy places the organism in Eukaryota, Metazoa, Chordata, Crocodylia, Gavialidae. The transcript is spliced from 6 exons.
GGGCGCGGGGCCGCCGCCAGCCUCGUGCCGCCGCCGCCCAUCAACACGGCGCAGCCCGGUGUGGCCACCUCGCUGCUCUACAGCGGCGCCAAGUUCCGCGGGCAGCAGCGCAGCAAGGGCAACGCCUACGACGUGGAGGUCGUCAUGCAGCACGUGGACAUGGAGAACUCCUACCUCUGCGGAUACUUGAAGAUCAAAGGCCUUACAGAGGAGUACCCAACCCUCACCACCUUCUUUGAGGGCGAGAUCAUCAGCAAAAAGCACCCCUUCCUGACCCGGAAAUGGGAUGCGGACGAGGACGUGGACCGCAAGCACUGGGGGAAGUUCCAGGCCUUCUACCAGUAUGCGAAAACCUUCAACUCGGAUGACUUUGAUUAUGAGGACCUGAAGAAUGGGGACUACGUCUUCAUGAGGUGGAAGGAGCAGUUCCUUGUCCCUGAUCACACCAUCAAAGACAUCAGCGGUGCUUCCUUUGCUGGGUUCUAUUACAUCUGCUUCCAGAAGUCUGCAGCAUCUAUAGAGGGCUAUUACUACCACAGGAGUUCAGAAUGGUAUCAGUCCCUGAAUCUCACCCAUGUGCCCGAGCACAGCGCACCCAUCUAUGAGUUUCGAUGACAGCCACACGGGAUUGACACUGAGCAAAAAAAACCAACAAACCCCACAGACUGGGCAGGAGGGACUGUCUGCCAAGGGACCUGUGCCCUGCUGGAGCAGGGGGCACACCACUCUUCUGCGCACCAGACUUGUGAAAGAAAGCAUGAAUGUUAACCCACCCGAUCCAAGGAGCAUGGCUGCUGCAGCUUGAUUCUCCCUCCUGCCCUGCGGCAGUUUGAUCUUUAAUCUGGUUUUAAAGCUACCUUGAAAUGCAGUUUCUUAUUGCACAGCUAGUUUCUUUGUUGCUGAGACUCCUCCCGGCUUCCUUCAGGAAGGGCUUUCUAGUUGGAAUCCAUGGCGUGUUCUCGGAGUAAUAUGAAAGCGUGAGCUCAAAACUUACAGUUUCAUGUUACAGCCCAGGCUGUGUGGAAAUGGAAAGAGCUGCAGUUGCUUGCAUUUGCCACCCUGUCUGCCACCGCUGACUCAGUCGAAGCCCAGGUGUGUCUACACAUUAGCAAGGCUCUGCAUGGCAGAGAGAACCGCUGAGCUGCAGAGGCGGCUGCGGGUGGCGUUCGGCUGAGACAAGUCCAUAAGACCUAAUGACCUCUUCAGUUCACGCUGGCUAACGAGGUGGGCCAAAGCUGCAGAUCUCAGGAACACUGGCCACUUGCGCUGUUGGGAAGAGAAAAAACUGAAAGUCUCCCGGCCCGUGACAGCAGCUCGGAGCUCUGCUUCCUUGGUGUAUAUUUGCUCUUUACUUAACUUAAGGGUUGAAAAAAAGAAAAAAAAGCCUAAAAUUUAAAAAGAGACUUUUAAUAAAAAAAAAAAAUAUUUUUAUGGUUCCUUUUCCCAGGACCCUCUGGUACAUGCACAGUUCCUCCCAAUGACACUUUGCUGUUUUCACAUUGAAAACAGUGAAUGUCUCCAUCCAUUUGUUUUCUUUCCUUUUUUUUUAUAUAUAUGUAUGCAAUCAACCAGCAGCUUCAGAAACCUCACCCUAGCCCAGCAGCAUCGAAAGCAAUGACACUUGAUCUUUGCAGCAUUCGUACCUGUCCCUCCUGCCACAGUGACAUCCCUGCUUUGUACCAAGCGAAGGAGAAAACAAAAAGCGUCUCCUGUGACAGAAAUGCUCAAGUGAAAUCACUUCCGCUUGUGUGCCAAAGUGUGCGCGCGCGCGUGGGCUUAUUAUUAUUUUUUAAGACCUUUUCAAAGUUGGCACCUGUUGUACAUUUAACGCGACACUCGCACGUGUGGGGCUUUUGUGAGAAUUUGACCUUCAGCCUUUCUGGCUGUUUUUAAAAAACAAAUGAAAAUGGAAAAGGGGUGGUGGGGGAACAGAUCCAUACCACAAGACAGCCAGUUGGCUUUUUCAGAAGGUGUGCCGCUUGCCACAGGGAAAGCAAAGCCCUUCACUUACCGAGUGCUAAGGUUUUCAUUCUUGUUGUUUUUGGGGGUUUGGGGUUUUUUUAACUAACUUUUUCCUUUUCACAUUGUCUGUACUGUAUAUCACAGAGGCUGGAUUGCUAGUUUAAGCCUUAACAGGAAAGUAUUUGGGUGUCAACUGACUGACUUUAUGUAUUUCAAUUUGGGAGUUUGAGUUACUUUGCUUAGAUUAACCAGGCUGGUUGGAUCCAUGCCCCAGCACUCAGAGCAUCAGCCUGUCGCAAUUUAUUGCAGAUAUGUCCUGUUCUGCAAAAUAAACUGGGGGGGAAAGUUGCCUAACUCUACACGCAAGGCGGUGGGGUAGGGUGGGAACCUGCCUGCUAUGUUGGAAAAGGCACUGUUGUGUCAUAGUCAUGUGUGAGGAGUGGGAAAAUGACUAGAAGACAAAGGCUGGGGUGAUUCCAAUGAAGAUACCAGGGAGAAGAAAGGGUGGGGAAGGGAAGUGGCAGGUCGAAGGUGGAUGUGAUGACGGAGUGACUUGGUGAAGGCAGCAAGGAUUGCUGUUGCUGUCUGUCGGAGGGGGAGGAAUUUAGCCCCUUUCAAGGAAAAUGGCAUUUCCUAUCAGCGGAUAUGGAAAACAUGUUUAUUUUCUUGAAACUAACCCAGACUGGCCUGUCUGCUCUAACCCCUGCUGAGAAGGAACCAAGUUUGUCUUUUCAAAAGGUCCCUUUUGCAAAUGGAAAGAUGCUGUUCCCUGUUCAUUGUUUACAGGCCUCUGCAUGCAGUACUGUUGCUGGCACCUGUCCUGACCUCCCCUCCCCUUCCCUUUCCCUGCUAAAAUUGGUGUUUUGUCACCAUUUGCAAUUUCCAAUACUAUCAGUUGCAGCCGCCUGCAGAGAAUGGGUUACAGGAAAAUCCAGUCUCUAUCCAGGAAGCUCUUGUAACAGGUUUCCUGAGUCUCUGAGACUUGAUGCCUCCAGGGGCAGGAUGGUGGAGGUGACUGUGGCUUCCCUACUCUCUUCCCCUCCCUGCCCCACCUAUUUAUUUAACUACCAUAAAGCAUAUUUCAGCUGAAAGCCAAAAUCACCUCCAUGCAAAGCUGGGGGCCCAGAUACACAGCAGAUCCUGAAACCAAACUGCUAAUCCUAAUGGAGUGAAAAGGGGCUGGGUUUUCUUUCUUUUUAUUUUUCAUUCACUAAAGCCUGAGUUGGACUUUUUUUUCCCCCUCUUUUAAACUGUUUGAUAAGCUAAAAGGAAAUGCUAUGGAGUACGUUGUAUUGUGGUGAAAGAACUAACAAGAUGAGGCUUCGGGGA